Molecule: messenger RNA, 1422 nt
Organism: Oncorhynchus gorbuscha (pink salmon)
Lineage: Eukaryota; Metazoa; Chordata; Actinopteri; Salmoniformes; Salmonidae
Product: calcium uniporter regulatory subunit MCUb, mitochondrial-like
Biological process (GO): mitochondrial calcium ion homeostasis; calcium import into the mitochondrion
Cellular component (GO): mitochondrial inner membrane; uniplex complex
Molecular function (GO): calcium channel inhibitor activity
Source: RefSeq, a predicted model, not a curated record
CCACCAAAGGGAAGAGAAUAAAGUCUGUCACGCGGGCGCGCGCUGCUUGUCACCACUGACUGUUGCACACGGAGGAAACGGUACGCUGCUCUCUCUCGGGCUGUGCUCAGACCCUAUCUCUUAUCUCACCCGCCCUCGGUCUGUUUACACGCAAAACAGUCCGUUGUUGACUGGAAUACGAUACGAAGAUCCUGCUACUAGGCAGGUUUUCUACACGUGUUCUACUGCUCAGUAUGCCAGAACGCAUGGACUAAUUUAACGACGAUGGCUUCGUUGCGAAUGGUCGCCAAACUCCGUGCUGGAGUUGUCGGAUGUACUAAACCGUUCCCCUACGCACUCAAAACAACCCGAUCUCCGGUGAAAUUACUGCAUACGAUCCAUCCCAGACAGCCACAGUGGAGGUGUCCUCCCAAGUGGUCUUCUGCAGUACUGUAGCACCCUCUAGUGAUGUGGUGUUGCAGUAUAAACAUGGACGACCGAUGCUGGCUGUGCCGCUACCCUCCAGGCAGGAGAGCUGUCUGUUCUUCCUCAGGCCCAUGUUAAUGACUGUAGGAGACCUCAUCCACGACCUGCAGAGAGAAGACCCAGGAGUCACCUCUGCCUCUGUGCUCACCAAAGAUGGUGCACGGGUAGCUAACAGCACCUCUAUAGACGGUCUCCUGGACAAAGACUUCCAGCUCCUCAUCAAUGAUGCUGUAUACAACAUCCACUCCCCUGAAAGAGAGGCGUCCAGUGAGCAUGUGGUGGACGUGGAGGACAUGAAGCACAUGGUGCAGCUGCUCCACACGGCCCUCCACCUGCCCCACCACCACCUCCUGAAGGAGAGGCAGCUGCUGGAGAGACUGGAUGGACUCAAACAGGACCUCUCACCUCUGGAACAGGUGAAGGCACAGCUGGCGCGCAGUGCAGAGUUCCACUCCUCCAGGACUCUGUGGACAGGUGUGGCCCUGCUGUCUGUGCAGGGCGGGGCCUUGGCCUGGCUCACCUGGUGGGUGUACUCUUGGGACGUCAUGGAGCCCGUCACCUACUUCCUCACCUACUGCACCAGCAUCGGAGUCUUCUCCUACUAUGUCCUCACCAAGCAGGAUUAUGUCUAUCCAGAUGCCAAAGACAGGCAGUUCCUGUAUUACUUCCACAAGGGUGCCAAGAAGGAGCGCUUCAACGUGCAGAAGUACAAUGAGCUGAGAGAGGAGUUGGCUUCGGUGGAAGAAGAUUUGAGACGUCUAAGGAAUCCAACCCAACUUCAGCUCCCUGUAGAACAGAUCCAGAGCCAGCCAUGAAGAGCAGCACCAUUUUCCCCCAUUUAUUUUGAUAACAAUGCAUUUUUCUUACUAACCCUGCAGAUCAUUUUAGAGUUUUGGUUUACAAUAUUGGAAGUAAUUUGUGGUAAUAGAAGUAUAGUAAUAAAUAUGAGAAAACAUC